Molecule: messenger RNA, 246 nt
Organism: Ilex paraguariensis (yerba mate)
Lineage: Eukaryota; Viridiplantae; Streptophyta; Magnoliopsida; Aquifoliales; Aquifoliaceae
Source: the annotation of a GenBank genome assembly
AUGAAUCGCUUUCACCUCUGUUUCUUCAUUGCCUCUCUCCUCUUCUUCAGCACUUUAAGUGUUCAUGCCAUUCGUCGGAGUGAAUUUUCCGGCGAUUUCACCGGAACCAAACAAGUUUUUCAAUCUUCAGUAAGUGCUCCGGCUGCCAGAGAUUUCAAGUCGGAGAAACGGAAAGUUCCCACAGGAUCAAACCCUCUGCACAAUAAGCGACGAUAUUUAGUGCAUAAGUUUUCCGUUCGGGUUUGA